GUUGGAGCAAUCGGCGCCGUCCCUGGCGCCGUCUCCGCCCCUGCCGCACGCCGGCCGCCGGCCGCAGGGCAGGUUCCGCGGAGCCGACACCGAGGUUGCGGAGGAGGCGGCAGGGCCGAGGCCUUGGUUGAGGGCGCGGUGCGGUGCAGGGCCGGGUCAGCUGGAGGAGCGGAGGUGACUUCCGGCGCGCGGCUCCGGAGGCCAGUGGCUCCCUCAGGCCCGGGGCGGGACGGGGCGGCGGGAGCCGAGCGGCCACCCCGCCCGCGGCCCGCCCUUGGCGUCCGGGGCCUGCGGGCGCGUGCGGCCCAAAAGGCGGCUCCGUACGCGCUCGGCUCCCCGCGCGGGGCUUCGGAAGGCAGACCGCUGCGCCGGGCCGCGUCGCGCCGGAAGCGCCUCGGCGUCUCGGGAGUGGCGCGCUGUUGACAGCCGCGCUCGCGGACUUGGGCUGCGCGUCUUUCGGGCUCGGCGCUCGGCCUGCGGACGCUUCUCGGAGCGCCGUGGCGUCCCCGAAGCCCGCAGCACUGGGAUGGGCAGGCGACAGGAACGGGAAAGGUGCCCAUGGCGUCGGAGCGGCGCAAGGUCAAGUAUCACUGGGGCAGCACGUCGGAAGGGUGUCCCAGCAAGCGCAGCCGCCCCCGGGAGCCCGGCAAUGUGGCCCCCUCCAGCCGGCCAGGUCGCAGGUGUGCGUCGCGUCCUCGAGGGGCCAGCAGCCCCCAGCGUCUGAAAGUCUGGCGCGGGGACGAUGUGGCCCGCGCUCCUCGGAGCUCAGUCCGCCGCCGCACCUCCUCUUCCUCUUCGUCGUCCUCUCUCUCUUCGGGCUCAGGUGUGGGUGAGGCCGCCUCCCCUGGCUUCCUGAUUGCGAGCCCAAGGAGAUUACUUACGUCCAAGGGGUCUCCAAUGCACCCGGCCCACGCCUCCCUAGAAGAAAUGGCUUCUCUGCGGAAGGAAGCUUGUAGCGUUAAGGUUGAUUCUAAAGAUAGUUCUUGCCGCUCUACGAGCUCUGGAUUUGCAACAGAAGCUGAGGGUCAGAGUGAUGCUAUGGAGGAACCCAACAAGCUCCAGAAAAGGAAGAAGGACAGGCCUCGAGACCAGGGCUCAAGAGUGAUCUACCUGAAGGCCAUCCAGGGCAUCCUGGGGAAGUCGAUGCCCAAGAGGAAGGGGGAGGCUGCCACCACUCAGGGGAAGGCAAGCUUGGGAGACUGUCCUAACCAGGAAGGACCAAGCAGGAAGGUGGAAGGACCAGCCAGGAGCAGGGACGGACCCUUGGCCAGGAGUGUGGAAAGACCGUCCAGGAGCCGGGAGGAACUGGUCAAGAGUGUUGAAGAGGGACCAGCUGGAAAGGUUACAGUUACUGUUCCUCAGAAAGAGGAGUCACAUACAAAGGUUAGGGUGGAGAAGGAAGAGUCUGCACUAAACAGGAACAGCUUCUGUGACAGAAGAGUGAUCAUAGAUUCUGUGAAGAAAAGUAGUGAGGAGCUGCUUGGGGACCGAAGGACAGUCAUUGACAAACCCUCUCCAGCCCUAGAAUUUUUUGAUAACUCUGACUCUCAUGCAGAUAUUCAUAAGCACACAGACAGAGAGGUGGUGAUGGAGCAUCCCUCUUCAGGGAGUGACUGGUCAGAUGUGGAUGAGCUGGCCACUGUGAGGUUCUCCCAAGAGGAACCGGUCUCACUGAAAUACUCAGCAGUUCCAGAAUCUUCUUCCUUCCCCACUGACUAUGUUAUGUACCCUCCUCAUUUGUAUAGUAGCCCAUGGUGUGACUAUGCCAGCUACUGGACUAGCAGCCAUAAGACACCUGGUUAUCCAUUGGUAGGAUCCAGCAACCAUGACUCAGCACAGGCUGGGAAGAGCAGCCAGGAUCUUCUGAGUGUUCACUCCUCCAAGUCCACAGUGAGUACCCAGAGCAUCUCCAAAGGCCUAGACAGUGCCCAGGAAGGUAGGUUCCAGAAUUCCCACUCACUUCGGUUCUCCAGAAGCACUGAGGAGGAGGAGGUGAAGGCGAAGAGGACAUUCCAAGAAGAGACACCACUUCACCACACCAGAGAACACACAUCCAGCUCUUUGCCAAGGAGCCACCGAGAGCUGAGCCUGGAAGGGGGCUUCAUUGAUACCCACUGUCAUCUGGACAUGCUCUACUCCAAGCUGUCUUUCAAGGGGACCUUUACAAAGUUCAGAAAGAUUUAUAGCAGCUCCUUCCCUAAGGAGUUUCAAGGCUGCAUCUCUGACUUCUGUGAUCCAAGGACACUGACUGAUGGCCUAUGGGAGGAACUUCUGAAAGAAGAUCUGGUUUGGGGGGCUUUUGGCUGUCACCCUCAUUUUGCACGAUACUAUAAUGAGAGUCAAGAAAGAAAGCUUUUGCAUGCCUUACGCCACCCCAAGGCUGUGGCAUUUGGGGAGAUGGGCCUGGACUACUCUCACAAGUGCACUACCCCAGUCCCUGAGCAGCACCAGGUGUUUGAGAGGCAGCUGAAGCUGGCUGUGUCUCUGAAGAAGCCCUUGGUCAUUCACUGCCGUGAAGCGGAUGAAGAUUUGUUGGAUAUCAUGAGAAAAUUUGUGCCCUCUGACUACAAGAUCCAUAGGCACUGCUUCACUGGCAGCUACUCAGUCAUUGAGCCCUUGUUGAAGUACUUCCCUAACAUGUCGGUGGGCUUCACAGCAGUGCUGACCUACUCCUCCGCCUGGGAGGCUCGGGAUGCCCUUAGACAGAUCCCGUUGGAGAGGAUCAUUGUGGAAACAGACGCACCCUACUUUCUCCCUCGCCAGGUGCCGAGAAGUCUUUGCCAGUAUGCCCAUCCAGGCUUGGCCUUGCACACAGUUCGAGAGAUUGCCAGGGUCAAAGAGGAGUCACUUUCCCACACUCUGUCGGUCCUCCGAGAGAACACCAGUCGCCUCUACAGCCUUUGAGCAGGAGCACCAGCAGUCAUCUUCUGGCAAAGGAUGACCAGUGGCCUGAUAGUUAGGACGGGCUCCAUCUGUCUGUGUUCAAGGUGAAGGAUGUGUUGGAGAUCCUGUCAAAACUCAGCAAACCAGGAUGUUAUCUUGGACCCUCAUCACAAGGCUUCACUUGCUGGGUGCUGGGUGGGUGGAUACUGUGGAAUGGAUCUGGGGUGAGAGGAGUAGUUUUGCCUGCUGGCCACAAGGCCCUAGGAUAAUCAGUGAGCAACAGAAAAAAACCAUUUAUGAUAGUGUACAAUGAGAAGGCCAGUCUGGGUCCCUGCCCUUUGGCCUGGGUUUCCCAGCAGUCUGAAUAAAGUCAUCUCUUUAUCUGAGCACACGUGGAUAUAUAAUCUGGUCCCUUCUUCCCUGUCAAGAAAGGAACUUGCUGAGGGAGGUCUCCUGGGCAUUUUCUGCAACCUUGGCUGAGGUGCCACCAUACAUGACUUCCAGGGUUGCCACUGGUUCUAUGUCUCUGAGUGCCUGUCUUUAUGAUCUUACGGUGGUGUGAUGGUGUGUCCUGUGAGAACUAAAGGAGGCGGGCUGUCCACCCUCAGUAAAGCCCUUGUGGCAGGUCGCUGAGCAUCUGGGGCCCUGCUUUGUAUCUUUUUUAUAAAACACUGGGCCAGGACUAUUUCCCUCCUUUCACACUUGUCAGUCUCCUUGUGUCCUCCACCCAUGCUGCCCUUCCCCUGAGCUCACUGGGGGCUUUGGUCAUUUGGAUUGUUACUGCUGAGCAAGCAGCCUAGAGUCUAGGUGAGAUAACCUCUCUCCCUUGGCUGCUUUCUGUGUUCUGUUUGUAUUUUAGGGGCCUUCAUUUGUUUGAGCAGUAUGUGAUCUAAAUAGGUAGCUUUGUUCUGGUCUCUGUAGUACCUUGUAAAGGUGGACUCAUUUCAGGCCUUGGAGGUGAUGUUGGCCUGGGCUGUUCUGUGAGGAGAACCAUGUUCUUAGUCCAGAAGGACUAGGUUGUGUAGUCCAGCACUUAACAGUGGGUUCUUCUAUAUGACUUUGUCUUUGGAUGGUGCACUUGAGCCUUGUGAAGUAAAAUGGAUUAGCUGUCUCGACUUUUCAAUGGGACUCGGUGUCAGGUCUGGGAAAUCGCUUUCAUCUUUUGUUCACUUCCCUUGGGUCAGGUGCUUUUUCUCUGCUUCACAUUUUCACUCUAAGAAGAACUUGGCUUCCUUUUUGAAAGACGUGGAGUCUGCUCAGUCUGUCGCACUAUUUUAUUGUCACUCAAACAAGCUGUAUUGUAACCAUCUUUACAGCAGACCCUUGAUAUCUUGGAGGCACCAAUAGCUUCACUAUUGAAUAGGGCAUGACUAUUGACCACUACACCAAAUCGGAGGCCACUGCCUUGCCCAGAUCCACCUAACCUCUCCCAGACUUUGGCUUUCUUUCUAAAAAUAAAGGGACAGGUCCAUAAUCCACCUCCCUAUCCUAUGCUCAUUUUGUGUAUCUAGAUUGUCUAAAUAAUGCAGGGGGCUAGUCUAGACAGCUUGGUAUUCUAUGCUGAUUUCUUUCUAGUGCUGUAAUGAAAAACCGACCAAAACAACAUGGGGAAGAGCGGGUUUAUUUUACCUGGCAAGUAUAAUCCAUCAAUGGAAUCAGGGCAGAAACUGAAGUAGGAAAUUAAAAUAGAGGCCAUGGAGGAACUCUGCUUAGUUUGUUGUCAUAUACAACUCAAGACCACCUACUCAGGUGGUCUGUGUGCUGGACCCUCCCACAUCCAUCUUGAAUCAAAGUACCCCAUAGGCUUGCCUACAUGCAGAUCUCAUGGGAGCAUUUUCUCCACUGAGAUUCCCUUUUCCCAGGUGACUUUAGCUUGUGUCAAGUUGGCAAACUAACCAACUUAACUUGGGAAUGUCUGUAGAUAUUGUCAACUGUAAGAUUAAAGUAGCUAUGUGAACACCCUGUGCUGCCUUGGAAUGAGACAUCCAUGCUACUUUCCUGCGGACCUGGGUGGGCUAGGUAGCUGCUUUUGUCUUUGGGCAGUCCAUAGUUAAGCAGAAGAAAGAGAGCAGCGUUGUACCAUGGGGUGUUGGUGGUUCAGUUAGUUACAAUGUGGGUUUUGGGCUCUGAACUCUCUCCAGACAAAGUGGGAGGAUUUGUUUCACUGUUGCAGUCAGUCAGAUGGUAUUAAUUUUUUUUUUUU
Messenger RNA from Mus pahari (shrew mouse), 5086 nucleotides. It is a transcript of the gene Tatdn2, whose product is annotated as TatD DNase domain containing 2. Gene Ontology annotation, molecular function: hydrolase activity, acting on ester bonds. Bases 559 to 2904 code for a protein of 781 amino acids. The record is from RefSeq and is a predicted model, not a curated record. Lineage: Eukaryota; Metazoa; Chordata; Mammalia; Rodentia; Muridae. The transcript is spliced from 8 exons.